This is a messenger RNA of Botrytis cinerea B05.10, 1073 nucleotides long. RefSeq lists its product as hypothetical. The transcript has a single exon. Bases 274 to 1029 code for a protein of 251 amino acids. The record is from RefSeq and is a predicted model, not a curated record. Lineage: Eukaryota; Fungi; Ascomycota; Leotiomycetes; Helotiales; Sclerotiniaceae.
GAAUCUUGUUGUUUUCAGAGCCACAAGUGGUGGCUAAGUUACCAUAACAUCACGUGAUGAUGGCUAGCUCAAACCUCCUCUUCAAUAAGCACCAGUUCCCCACCAAAUCCACAACAUUCUCUCGAGUCUCUAUAGACUUCUUCCACCAGAUUUCAAAGAGAGGCCAUAUAUGAAACUGCGAGUCGAGAUAGCUUCACCUCCACCAUAGCAUUACGUUUGCACUCCCGCAGAUCAAGUCACCAACCACACUACAAAGUCUACGAACUACCCAAAAUGCCCAACCCACCAACACUACUCACUCUUCCCGCAGAGAUCCGACAGAAAAUUCUCUACCAUGCCCUCUGUCACCAGAGGUCAUUCGAAUCCUUCAUCUCAAACACAAUCGUCGUGACCAAGCUCCUUGACUUCGAAAGCCGCAACGGCCGUAUAGUUUCCCCCGAUAAGCGCGAGUACUUCUACGGCACCGAAAUCAUGAGUUCCAUGUUUCUCGUUUGUCGACUCAUCCACGCUGAACUCGAAGAAAUCCUGUUCACACGCUUUGUCUUCCACGUGGGUCCGACUUCCGCGCAGCAAUUCACAACUACGAUUGGUCCCCGCGCGUGCAAAUUGAUACGGGAGAUAGUAGUGGAAAUUACUUAUGUCCUGACGGUUGACGCGACUCCGACGGAAGACUAUCAGAACUUCAUGGUCGAUUUGAAGGAGAAGCUUCCGUUUCUGAAAAAGGUGGACGUGGCUGUUGUUUUUCUAGAUGCGCGAUCGAGUGGGAAAAUGACAAAGUGCCGAAUCGACGGGUUUAUAGAUAGGAUUAUGGAGUUCGUUAUGGGUUUUGCGUCGGGCUUGGAAGUCGUAGUUGCUGGGAAAGAGUAUGGGGUGUGUGAAAAAGCUAUUAUGAAUGCGUGUAGUGAUAAAAUUGAAGAGCUGAUGGCAAGCUGGAAAAGGGAGGGAUUGGUCUAUGAUAUAAAAGGCUUGAAAUUUCACAGUACCUGGUACGCGAACACUAGCGCACCAGAGUACCCCAGGUACCUAUAAAUAGCUUCUACAUAGUACAAUGAGAACUUCGUCCUUCUUUCACA